CGGCCCUUUUGUGUAUCAUCGAGAAAGCGUCCUUGUUUGAGGUGGGAAUCAUUUCCUUGUAACGCCAAACAAUGGCUGGACAUUCCUUCAUUGAUAUGAAACCCAGUUUUGAAGCAAAGUUGCCAACGAAACUGGAGACAACAAUUUCCACCCACUGGUUCGCUUUGCACGGUCAUGGUCCCAGAAUGCACUGUGCACGGCCGAUGUGUCCCCCACGGACGCACGGGACCAGAAGAGCCUGCCGGGGACGAAUCUUAGCAACUUUGAAGAAAUCUUAGCAGACGAACUUCCGAUUCCUCAAGCACCAGAUGCAAUGGAAAGAACUGCUAUCAGGUUGCGAUGUCUGGUAAAGCAGCUUGAGCGAGGGGGGGCGUCCCUGGUGGACCUGAAGAAAAACCUGGAGAACGCCGCAUCGGUCCUUGAAACCUUGUACUUCCAGGAAACCAGACGUCUGUCGGACCAAGAAGACGAGCUGAGUGAAAUUCAUUCCGAGACGGUGCCAUCGGAGGUCCGGGACUGGCUGGCGUCCACAUUUACCCGCCAGCGGCGUCACAUGAUGCGGCGCUUUGAAGACAAACCUCGCUUCCGCAGCAUCGUCUACGCGCUGCAGGCUGGCAUCUUCGUGGAAAGAAUGUACAGGAGAGCCUCCACCAUGCCGGACCUCAGCUACCCCCCCGAUGUUAUCAGUGUACUUAAGGAUGUGGACACGUGGUCCUUCGAUGUGUUUGCACUGAACCAUGCCAGCGGAGACCAUGCUCUGAAAUUCAUCUUCUACGAACUUCUCACCAGAUAUGACUUGAUCAACCGCUUCAAGGUCCCUGUCUCAGCGCUGAUAUCCUUUGCUGAGUCGCUGGAGGUGGGGUACAGCAAAAACAAGAACCCGUACCACAAUUUGACUCAUGCCGCUGAUGUUACACAGACCAUCCACUAUCUCGUCCUCAAGACCGGCAUGGUGCACUGGCUCACUGAGCUGGAGAUAUUUUCGAUACUUUUUGCAGCAGCUAUCCAUGACUACGAACAUACAGGAACUACCAACAACUUUCAUAUUCAGACCAGGUCGGACACCGCCAUGUUGUACAAUGACAGAGCCGUGCUGGAGAAUCACCACGUCAGCGCCGCCUACCGCCUGCUGCAGGAUAACGAUGACAUGAACAUCCUGGUCCACUUUUCCAAGGACGACUGGAGGGAAUUGCGUAAUCUGGUGGUGGAGAUGGUGUUGGCGACCGACAUGUCUUGCCAUUUCCAGCAAAUUAAGGCCAUGAAGAACGUACUCCAGCAGUCUGAGGUGAUCGACAAACCAAAGGCUCUAUCUCUGCUGCUGCACACGGCUGAUAUCAGCCACCCCGCCAAGCGCUGGGAUCUCCACCACCGCUGGACCACAUCCCUCCUGGAGGAGUUCUUCAUUCAAGGUGAUAAAGAAGCAGACUUGGGUCUUCCUUUCUCUCCUCUGUGUGACCGAAAAUCCACCAUGGUGGCUCAAUCCCAGAUUGGGUUCAUCGACUUCAUUGUGGAGCCAACAUUCUCCGUCCUCAGCGACAUGAUCGAGGUGAUCGUCACGCCGCUCAGUGGAGAUGGAGCUCACGCGGGAUUGGCUGGCGUCAGGCGCUACAGCAGCACGGCUGGUGCCGAUGGACAGUCCUCCAGCGUGAAGACCGUGGGCUCAGACAGCAGCUGUUGUCUCACUGCCGUGGACUUCAGGAGGUUCAAGGUCACGUGGAACCUGGAGAUCCAUCGCAACAGGGAGACGUGGAAGACGCAGGCAGACGCAGAUGAUCCAGCCCAGUGUCUCCCCAUACCUUGCUGCCAAGGACCCAGCUACUGCAUCGGGUACUAUAGGCUGCCAAGGUCAAAGGUCACAAAGACCCAGCUCAGCGAUGCCAGAGCAAAAGCCAGAAGACUGCAUAGCAUCUCUCUGCGUUAUCGAAAGUCUUCUUAGCCGUAUGGAAGGUAUGGAAGGUAUGGAAGGUAUAUGACUUCCUUCAAAUACUCAAAUACCAGAGCAUGUGAGUACAUGAGAAUAUGAAUGGUGUGACAGCUACUCCGCUACUUCUAAUACUUAUACUUCUCAUACUAAUACUUCUAAUACUACCACUGUGAAGGUCUUCUUCAUAACUCUAACUUCAUAACUCCACGCUAGUCUUAUUGGUAGUCACGUUCUUUUUACUUUCAUUGUAUCUCAAGUAUGUACAGUAUACUUUGGUUACUUUGUGCAAUACUGGUGUUUUCAUAUGAACUGUCACUGUGAAAUAAAUUACCAGU
Molecule: messenger RNA, 2259 nt
Organism: Doryrhamphus excisus (bluestripe pipefish)
Lineage: Eukaryota; Metazoa; Chordata; Actinopteri; Syngnathiformes; Syngnathidae
Source: RefSeq, a predicted model, not a curated record